CACAACACAUCCCUCACCAACCCACACGACCUCACAACAACCCCAAACCAGCCAUCACGAUGUUUAAGAAAGACAUCUCACCCGGCUCCAAGUCGAAGGUCAAGUCGUCCAUUCAGCGCGCGCUGAGGACGCAACUAUGCACAACCUACCCGCUUCUUACGCCAUAUAUCGAUGAGGUUGUGCCAAAGAAGGAGCAGUUGGAUGCUAUGAAGAUCCCUGAGAGAGUAACCCUCUACCUCAUCAACGGCGAACCCGUAUUCUUCCAACACAUGACCGAUCCCCUACUUCCUCACCUCAAGCUCGUCCACCGCUUCCCUCAAGCCUUCCCACGCAUACGGAUCGACCGCGGCGCAAUCCGCUUUGUGCUGUCCGGCGCAACACUGAUGGCACCUGGAAUCACAAGCGACGGCGGCAGGUUGCCAGGAGAUGAUGGAGAGGAGUGGGGCGCAGCAGGAGAGCAUCUGGAGAAGGGUGCUCCGGUGGUGGUGGCAGCGGAGGGGAAGGAGGAGGCAUGUGCCGUGGGAUUGUUGACGGUUGGCACGAAGGAGGUGGAGGAAGUGGGCAAGGGACCGGUGGUGGAGGAGGCGCAUUUCUUGGGAGAUGGGUUGUGGAGGUUGAAUACUGAGUAAGGUGUUUGAAUUGGCGGAGAGCGAGAUUAGAAGAAUUGGGUAGAGAUGGUGCUUGUAAAUGAGCAGGAUCUAUGAUUGGGAAAUGAGAUGUGCCAUCACUGUGUGCUAUGUCAUGGGUAGACGCAUAUUCUUGAGGUUAGACAAUUAAAUGCUUUGAUGUUCUUGUUGUAUUAUCCACGGGACAUCCUAGUCCCAGCAGGACGAUUCCUA
Molecule: messenger RNA, 839 nt
Organism: Pseudogymnoascus verrucosus
Lineage: Eukaryota; Fungi; Ascomycota; Leotiomycetes; Thelebolales; Thelebolaceae
Gene: TMA20
Product: translation machinery-associated protein 20
Exons: 3
Coding region: 60-629 (189 amino acids)
Biological process (GO): formation of translation preinitiation complex
Molecular function (GO): RNA binding
Source: RefSeq, a predicted model, not a curated record